CGUUGGGCUCUGCGCUGCUUCCAUUGGAAAGGGUGGGAGGAUUGAUGAGGGAAACAGCAGACCCUUCGUUCUUCCCACGGUGGCUUUCAGGAUCUUGUAAGCGAGGGUAGGAACAUGGACAUGAAGGGGUUGGCGAAGCUUCCAAGGAUAGGGAUACCGUACCGGUAGAUCCUGUGGUUCCGCGUACGGAAGUGCCAUUGCUAACGAGAAAGCAACCACCACACCACCACCCCAAAAGCUGAGCAACAAUGGUCGCGGUAGCAUCUCCCAAACUGCGAAAGGAACAAGAAAGCAAGGAGUUGAAGAUCUUUGUAGUGACAGUAACGGGGAUUCUGCUGGUGCUGGCUGGGCUUUUCUUUGGUCUCUCUUUGGGAAAGAGAAGGCAGGGCUCAAGAAGCAGUGGUCAAGGUUUCAAGUUGCUGCCGACGCCAUCAAAGACCGCCAGAGAGGAAUGGCCUCCAUUGUCAGCAGUCUAUGACGGGCAAAAGGUGAUUUCAGAUCCACAGUUCCUGUUGGAUUUUGCGAUCAUUGGGUUUGAAAAGAGUGGUUCUAGCACGUUUAUGCAAUGGCUGGGGGCGCAUCCACAAGUUCAAUGCUUCCAAGAAGAGAUUUAUGACCUUUAUCAGAACAAAACGGGGGCCAUGGUGUGGAGGCUCCACACACAGUUAAAGCCUGGUUUUGAAUACAAGCGAGGCUACAAGAGCCCUGGGGAUAUCUUUCUGGCCAACACAAUCCACCUUUUGGACGAAUACUUUCCCAAGACAAGACUUAUACUUUCACUUCGUCACCCAAUUCUCUACUACCAAUCCAUCUACAACUUUCGAAUUCAGAACCUUCCCAACCCAGACGAUCCCUUUCACACACCAUUGGAAGGAAUUGGGGAAUGCAAAAACACAUAUCCAGGAUAUGUUUGUACAAACCAUGCCAAUUAUGCGCAAUACAUAUACCGAUUGGGAAAGACCCUGUCCCGAUUUCCCACGGAAACCGAACAGGCCAUUAUAGACGAAAAACCACGGUCCGCCGCCAAGGCUCGGGUGACACGGAAUCUCAUCUUUGUGGUUGAAAUCAGCCAGCUUAAAGACGACAAUGCACUCCGCAGACAACAACUCAAGGAGGAUCUGAGAGACUUUUUGGGCUUGGACAGUGAUCUUCCGGACGAAAUUCCAAAAGUGGUCCCUGGCAAAAAGUGGCCCGCGGAUGUGCAGGCGAUCAAAGACAAGCGCAAAAUGAACAUUUGCGAAGAUCAAUACAUUCCUUUGAGAGAGGACAUCAUGAGAGUGUCGAAACAGACGGCAACCUGGAUCUUGGAAAGCUUUAUCCAGUCGGACGAUGUCUUUGUGUCAACUCCCGAGUUCUUCGAACAAUCCAUAAAGAAAUGGAUGGAGGAUCCUUGCGAAACCAAGACGCUGAGGGCCGCUUCGAAAUAAUCGGCAUCUGUAACCUAGAAAUCUAAACGUAGUCUCGGAGUGAUCCCGUGGGGAUGGGAUGGUAAUUCGGUUCGCCCAAAACAGCACCAUUCGGUGGUUUUGUCAUGGAAUCACACUCAAGCGGGUCCCGCCCGUCUUCAGAAGCAACUCUGUCGUAGCUGAGCCGUGCUGUUGUCUACUAACGACUGCCGAAAGCCGAGUCUCGGUCUGUCGUUGGUCAAUUUAGACGUUUACUACCUGUAUGACAUAGUAGGUCUGAGCAACCGUACCGGUACCUAUAUGUCCGUGCAAAGUUAGCUAUUAGUGGCCCACGGCCCACUCAGUGAGGCAGCGCACAAUCGGGUGGGCGGAAAGGCUAGCUAGAAGGGCUUGCGCUAGCUAGCUAGUAGUAGUACCAUGGUACCGGUAGGGUACAGUUCUGUACGAAGCAGCCAAACAAGCGAUCCACACGUUAGCAAUCGAUUCCCACGCUCAAACACCACUCAAAGAUCAAUGCCCCACUGCAUAAUUGUACUUAAAAACUGAUACUCCCAACUAUUCCCCGAC
Messenger RNA from Seminavis robusta, 1973 nucleotides. The record is from the annotation of a GenBank genome assembly. Lineage: Eukaryota; Bacillariophyta; Bacillariophyceae; Naviculales; Naviculaceae.